CGCAUGGACCGAACGUUUUACCCCCACCAGCCAAUCGGGUGAAUCCUAUAAAUGCUCUCCACGUUCCUCGAGACGAAGAAGUCACCUCUCUCGGGACCACCAAGCGCACCCGCGAGACAUGUGUCCGUGUUGAGUGUCCCAUUGCGCACGGUGACCAGUUUUUUGGUUCAGAAAGGCCAAAAAAUAUAAGAUCGCGACCACGAAAGAUGCGAAUCUUGUGGAUUGCCACAAUAGUGGCAGUGCUCUCCACAUACCAUGCGCAAGCAUCGAGUGAGAAGAGCAAAAGGGCGAUAGCAAGCAAUGGAGGCUAUAUCUAUGAGCCACCAAAUGAAAUAUUCACGCUACCCCCGAGACCAACGUCGAGACCACCGACAGCAGUGACUCAUGGAUAUCCAACAUCGCAUGCAUCAUCAAGCACACUGCGUCCUGUAACAACGGCACCAUAUACCUAUCCAACACCACAAAAAUUCACAACGUCACGCACACCAUCUUAUCCUUAUCCAACUCCAUCACAACCAACAAAAAGUCCACCAUCAAAGACUACAGGAUAUUAUUAUGAAACUCCUAGCAGGCCAUAUACGCCACCUCAGACAACAUCAUAUGUUCCACCAAGGACUGAUCGUCCUGCAACAACACCAGGAUUUUCACCUCGGCCAACUUUACCAACGCAAAGGCCAACGAUAGGACCAUCUCCAGGGUAUAAUUAUCCAACACCUGAAAAUCCACUUCCGCUGCCGCCUCAACGACCGUCUUCACGCCCUCAACCACCCAGAACCCCAGCGCCACCUCCACCUUUCCCACCACAAACACCAAGGCCUCCAACUCCACCACCAUAUGUACCGCCAUCUCCCCCACAACCACCAAGGCCUCCAACUCCACCACCAUAUGUACCUCCAUCUCCUCCACAACCACCAAGGCCACCAACUCCACCACCAUAUGUACCUCCAUCUCCUCCACAACCACCAAGGCCACCAACUCCACCACCAUAUGUACCUCCAUCUCAGCCACCAAGACCUCCAACUCCACCACCAUAUGUACCCCCAUCUCCUCCACAGCCACCUAGACCCCCUACUCCACCACCAUAUAUACCCCCAUCUCCUCCACAGCCACCAAGACCUCCAACUCCACCACCGUAUGUACCUCCAUCUCCUCCACAACCUCCAAGACCACCAACUCCAUCACCAUAUGUACCCCCAACUCCACCACCUAGGCCCCCACAACCAUAUUUACCUCCAUCUCCUCCACAGCCUCCAAGACCUCCAACUCCCCCACCAUAUGUACCUCCAUCUCCUCCACAACCACCAAGACCACCAACCCCACCACCGUAUGUACCUCCAACUCCACCACCUAGGCCUCCUACCCCACAACCAUAUUUACCUCCAUCUCCUCCACAGCCACCAAGACCUCCAACUCCACCACCAUAUGUACCUCCAUCUCCUCCACAACCACCAAGACCAUCAACUCCAUCACCAUAUGUACCUCCAACUCCACCACCUAGGCCUCCAACUCCACCACCAUAUUUACCCCCAUCUCCUCCACAGCCACCAAGACCUCCAACUCCACCACCAUAUGUACCUCCAUCUCCACCACAACCACCAAGACCACCAACUCCACCACCAUAUGUACCUCCAUCUCCUCCACAACCACCGAGGCCUCCAACUCCUCCACAACCGCCAAGACCUCCAACUCCUCCACAACCACCAAAGCCUCCAACUCCACAGCCUUACCCUAAACCAUCAACGCAGGGCGGCUCGUACUUACCUCCAGACGAUCAAAGUACUUCAAGAUAUACCACUGCCCACACAACACCAAGGUCAUUUCCAACAACACAAAGAACUCCAUUUACUACCUUGUCCACAUCUAGUACACCGUAUUAUCCAACAAUACCAAGUACGCGACCUCCGCCAUACCUCCCACCCUCUUCUCCCACCGCGCCACGUGUUACGGUAACUCCACCGCCUCCACCAACUCCAAUUUACACUCUCGUGCCAACAUCGACUACCUAUACUGCGCCACCAACCGGUAGACCAGCUCCACCACCAACUUUACCACCAACCACAAAGAGGCCUAUUGGUUAUUUCUACGAUGUACCAGAGAAUCCACUGGAAUUACCACCCUUCGUUCGAUGAGAAUAGGCAAUGUUUUUGCCCUUUUUGUUUGUAAUUUUCAAAUGUAUAGUAUACAAAGCUAUUUAUGGAUCACCAUAGAAAAUGAUAAGUAAUCUGUAAUCGAAAAAUGGGUGAAAACGAUAUGACAGGUUUGCUGUAUAUAUUAUAUCCAGUAGCUUGUACCAUAUACGUUUAACUAGAAUGGUAAUUAUUAUAAGUGUAACUAAUGCUUCGAACAAAGUCGUAAAGUAGUUUCCAAUGAAAUGAUUGGAAUGAUAAUAAUUGAUUUAAAAAGCUGAUGAUGCUGUGUUACAUUUGUAUAAGAAAAAUACAGUGAAUAUAAGAUAAAAUGGAUGCACAUAACUUUGUACAUCUGACACAUGCAUAUUAUAAAAGAAAUAAA
Bombus pascuorum is the source of this 2511-nucleotide messenger RNA. RefSeq names its product basic proline-rich protein. Lineage: Eukaryota; Metazoa; Arthropoda; Insecta; Hymenoptera; Apidae. The transcript is spliced from 9 exons. The coding region runs from base 207 to 2129 and encodes 640 amino acids. The record is from RefSeq and is a predicted model, not a curated record.